Messenger RNA from Pipistrellus kuhlii (Kuhl's pipistrelle), 2016 nucleotides. RefSeq names its product glycerol kinase 5 (gene GK5). Gene Ontology annotation, molecular function: glycerol kinase activity. Lineage: Eukaryota; Metazoa; Chordata; Mammalia; Chiroptera; Vespertilionidae. Gene Ontology annotation, biological process: triglyceride metabolic process; glycerol metabolic process; glycerol-3-phosphate biosynthetic process. The record is from RefSeq and is a predicted model, not a curated record. Bases 118 to 1839 code for a protein of 573 amino acids. Gene Ontology annotation, cellular component: mitochondrion. The transcript has 18 exons.
GGGAGCGCGGAGGGGGCGGGCCGGGCGGCGGCCUCUGGGGCGCGCUGAGUCUCUGCGGUGCCGGUGUUUGUAAGGCGCCCGCAGAGCUAGCGGCUGAGGCGGAGGCAGGCGGUCGGGAUGCCUGGGCGGCCCACCAUCCCGGAGCAGGGGAGCCCGGAGCGGAUCGCGCCGCACCCACACACAGGCUUCGUGCUGGGGCUGGACGUGGGCAGCUCGGUGAUCCGCUGCCACGUCUAUGACCGCGCAGGGCGGGUCCGUGGCUCCAGCGCCCAGAAGGUAGUAAGUCUUUGUCCUCAAAUUGGCUGGGUUGAAAUUGAUCCUGAUGUUCUCUGGCUUCAAUUUGUUGCUGUAAUAAAAGAAUCUGUCAAAGCUGCAGGAAUAGAGAUGAAUCAAAUUGUUGGCCUUGGCAUUUCAACACAGAGAGCAACUUUUAUUACGUGGAACAAGAAAACGGGAAAUCAUUUUCACAACUUCAUUAGUUGGCAAGAUUUGAGAGCUAUUGAACUUGUAAAAUCUUGGAAUAGUUCUCUUAUAAUGAAGCUAAUACACAGUUCCUGCCGAAUGCUUCACUUUUUCACUAGAAGUAAACGAUUUUUAGCAGCCAGUUUGUUCACUUUCACAACCCAGCAUGUUUCUUUGAGAUUAGCCUGGAUUUUACAGAAUCUCGUUGAGGUACAAAACGCAAUUGAAGAAGAAAGUUGCUGCUUUGGGACUAUUGAUACCUGGUUGUUACAUAAGCUCACAAAAGGUUCUGAAUUUGCCACGGAUUUUUCAAAUGCCAGUACCACUGGACUUUUUGAUCCAUAUGAGAUGUGUUGGAGCAGCUUCAUUACUUCUCUGCUUUCAAUACCACUCUCUCUCCUGCCUCCUGUGAGGGAUACUAGCUUCAAUUUUGGAUCAGUGGAUGAAGAGAUAUUUGGUGUGCCUAUACCAAUAAUGGCCUUGGUGGCUGACCAGCAGGCAGCCAUGUUUGGAGAGUGCUGCUUCCAGACAGGAGAUGUGAAGCUGACCAUGGGGACUGGGACAUUUCUGGACAUCAACACUGGAAGUUACCCUCAACAGAAUGUUGGAGGUUUUUAUCCAUUGAUUGGGUGGAAGAUUGGACAAGAGGUUGUAUGCUUAGCUGAAAGCAAUGCAGGAGACACUGGUACUGCCAUAAAAUGGGCUCAGCAAUUAGACAUUUUUUGUUGUUUGUUUGUUUUUAUGUUUUCAGAUCUUUUUACCGAUGCUUCUGAGACUGAAAAAAUGGCCAAAAGUUUAGAAGAUUCUGAAGGGGUUUAUUUUGUUCCAUGUUUUAGUGGUUUGCAGGGACCAUCAGUUCCUGACAGCACUGACAUGUCCCAUCAUGACCUUAUUGCCUUUUCUUGGUUGGAUCUCAAACAGAAGGCCCAGGCUCCAUUAAAUGACCCCUGUGCAUGUGCCUCUUUUAUGGGUUUGAAGCCUUCCACUAGUAAAUACCAUCUUGUACGAGCAAUAUUGGAGUCCAUAGCUUUCAGAAACAAACAAUUAUAUGAGGUAAUGCAGAAAGAGAUCCAUAUUCCUGUGACAAAUAUCCGGGCAGAUGGAGGAGUUUGUAAGAACAGUUUUGUCAUGCAGAUGACUUCAGACCUGAUUAAUGAGAAAAUAGACAGACCUGUUCACCUGGAUAUGUCGUGCCUCGGUGCAGCUUCUCUAGCUGGCCUUGCUGUUGGGUUUUGGACUGACAAGGAGGAACUAAAGAAACUGAGACAAAGUGAAACAGUUUUCAAGCCGCAGAAGAAAUGGCAGGAAUAUGAAAUGAGUAUGGAAAACUGGGUGAAGGCAGUGAAACGCUCCAUGAAUUGGUAUAACAAGACAUAGCACCAAACAGAAUGGCUGAAACAGCAGAUGGCUGCAUGUGACAUGCAGAUGAGACAAGCUCAGGAAUGCCAAUACAAUGGGGACUGAGAGGAGAUUUAAUGAGCUUCACAACUGGAGAGAAAAAAACACUGAUUUUUUUUUUUUUUAAACAACAAUAAACUGAAUUUUUAAAACCUC